Molecule: messenger RNA, 1967 nt
Organism: Hippocampus comes (tiger tail seahorse)
Lineage: Eukaryota; Metazoa; Chordata; Actinopteri; Syngnathiformes; Syngnathidae
Gene: gdf2
Product: growth differentiation factor 2
Exons: 2
Coding region: 389-1645 (418 amino acids)
Biological process (GO): BMP signaling pathway
Cellular component (GO): extracellular region
Molecular function (GO): growth factor activity; cytokine activity
Source: RefSeq, a predicted model, not a curated record
UCCAAGUCGUGCAAACGGCAACUAGGGUGCUAAAGAACGCAAUGUGUAUCUUUUAAUAGACUUUUUUCUUUGGUGUUGUUUCCGCUGGCCUUGACUCUUUCACCCCGUGCGCAAGCAACCUCGCCUGUUGCAGGACCACCCUCAUUAUCGUCGUCAAUUGUUUACACUGUCUUCAUUAGCGUCCAGCCCUCCAGUGAUAACAAAGCUUAAAAGAAGCCAUCAAUGGCAGUGAUAAGCACGGCCGUGCUACUAUUUUGGUCAACACUAGUCACCCCCGUAUUUACUCUUGGGAGCAUGGGAGUGGACAUCACUGCCAUGGUCCUUCCACUGGGAAUCUCCUUUGUCCAACGUUGCCGUCACAAAAGCUAGCAAGUUGUUUGUUUGAAAAAUGCACAACUCCAGGAGGUUCUUGUUCCAGGUGUGUUUGAGUCUGGUGCUUUCCACGGGCUCUUGCACCUGCAAGCCACUCGGCAACGACAUCCACGGCGACGAUGACCUCGAGGGAUUUUACUCCGAGCACUCCACACAGGAGGAUCUUAUAGAGGAGGAGGACGUGGACUCCAGGAUGGUGAACCUCCUCAGAUCCGUCAAAGAAAACUUCCUGAGGAAACUCAACCUUUCCGAUGUGCCACAGGGGCACGGAAAAAUUUACCCGCCGCAGUUCAUGAUGGAGCUCUACAACAAGUACGCUUCAGACAGCACGGUGAUCCCUCAGUCCGAUGUUAUUCGCAGCUUCACAGUCCAAGAAAUCGCACAUUCUGUGACAAACGGCAGAAAGUCAAGACACAGGCUGCUGUUCAACAUCAGCAUACCCGGCCAUGAAAAGGUCAUCACAGCCGAAUUACAACUCUUCUUCCUCCCGGAUGCCAGGUCAAAGGUGACCUCCCACAGAUUCACGGCCUCUGUCAAUGUCCACAAAACGGAUUACGGCGGUUUGAAAUCCCACCCACAGCCUCUGGCUUGCACAGAGUUGAAAGGGUCUCAGAACAUGUGGGUGACGUUGGAUGUCACCCCAGCCGUACAGGACGCAGUCCUGUCCGGCAAUGGAAUAACUGGAUUUGAUGUGGUGGUGGAAGGGAACGGCUAUGACGAUGAUAGCGGUGGUUUGAGCUUGAGCCUUUCAGUGGGAGAUAACACCUCAGCGGCUUUGAUCGUCUUCUCAGAUGACCUCGGCGGCAGGAGGCGGGAGGCCAAGAAAGAACUCAGAGAGAUGAUGCUCCAUGAAGAAGAAACCAUAUUCCACUCAGAGGCCAACUGGAACACCGAGAAUCGAAUCGCCAAUCAGAUUCCCGGAGCUCAGUAUCGCCGCAAGAGGAGAAAGGCGGAGCGGGAAUACUGCAGGCGAACGUCUCUCAGGGUCAACUUCAGGGACAUCGGCUGGGACAGCUGGAUCGUGGCACCUCGGGAAUAUGACGCGUUUGAAUGUCGGGGCUUGUGCUACCACCCGCUGACAGACGACUCCAGCCCAUCCAAGCACGCUCUCAUUCAGACGCUGAUGAACAUCCGAAACCCCACAAAGGCCAACAUGGCGUGCUGCGUCCCCAUCAAACUGGACCCUAUCACUGUCAUGUAUAAGGAGAACGGAUUCGUCACGAUCAGACAUUUGUAUGAGGAGAUGAAGGUGGCAGAGUGUGGAUGCCGGUAGUCAGAAAGAACGCCACAAUUACAGUACAUCUGUUAUUGUUAUGAUUAAAACCGUAUUUAUGGUGUCCUGCUAUUUUAGGAAUCCAUGUAAAUCUGUACAUUUGUAAUUUCAAUACAUAGCUUCCUACUACGGGAUCAUAAUGUACAGAAUGUGUCCAGUAGUCAACGGACCGUUGCCACUUAUAGGAUUAAUAGUUACUGUACAUAGUCCUGUAUAGUGCAUCGGUUUCUUUUACGACGUGGAAAUGCUCAGAAAUGAUGCAGGAUAUUUUACAUUUCAUGACAUAAUACAUGAAUAAAGAACUGUGCACAAUAAUCACUGA